This is a messenger RNA of Selaginella moellendorffii, 1968 nucleotides long. Its product is annotated as pentatricopeptide repeat-containing protein At4g02750-like. The record is from RefSeq and is a predicted model, not a curated record. NCBI's taxonomy places the organism in Eukaryota, Viridiplantae, Streptophyta, Lycopodiopsida, Selaginellales, Selaginellaceae. Gene Ontology annotation, biological process: RNA modification. The transcript has a single exon. Bases 1 to 1968 code for a protein of 655 amino acids. Gene Ontology annotation, molecular function: RNA binding; protein binding.
AUGGAUUCCAUCGAGAGGCUCGUCGAUUUAAACAAGCUCGUCGAGCGCUACGGAAAGCUCGGCGAUUUGAGGCGCGCGCGCGAGAUCUUUGACGCGAUCCAGCACAAGAAUGCCUUCUCCUGGAAUCUGAUGCUCUGCGCCUACUCACGCAACCAUGACAUUGAGCUCGCCAGGCGCGUUUUCGAUGCGAUGCCGGAGCGCGAUGCCGUGACCUGGAAUGCGAUGCUCGCCGCUUAUUCACGUGCUGGACAUAUCGAUCAAGCACAGGAGAUCUUUGAUUCCAUGCCGCAGCCAAACCUAGCCUCGUGGAACACACUCCUCUCGAUGUAUGCCCUAAGUGGGAGACUCGAGAGGGCUCACCACCUUUUUAACUGCAUGCCGCAAAGAAACCUUAUGUCGUGGACUACAGUUCUUACAGCAUUUACCGAAAGAGGGCAUCUUGAUUAUGCUGAAACACUGCUCCAGAAAAUGCCCGAGAAAGAUUUGAUUUCAUCAACGAUAAUACUCACAAUGUUUGCAAAGCACGGUCAAAUAGAGAAAGCUAAACAUGUCUUUGUUGAGAUGCCUCAUGUAGACCUGGUUACUUUGAACACAUUAUUAACAGUAAAUGCCCAAUCAGGGGAUUUGGACAAAACACGCAAUGUGUUUAUGUCCAUGCCUGAAAGAGACCUUAUUUCCUGGAAUGCUAUGUUGUCCGCCUAUGGUCAACUUGGCAAUCACGUAGGUGAUUCCAGUAAAUUCUUUAGAGACAUGCCCGAGAGGGAUUUGGUAUCCUGGAAUUCUUUGCUCGCAGCAUACGUCCAAAACGGGCAUUUUGACGAUGCCUACGAAGCUCUCCAAAAUCUUAUGCCCCAGCACGACUGUGUGAGCUGGAGUACGGUCAUGCACGGCUUUGUCCUGUACGGACAGCUGGAAAGGGCAGAGAAUAUGUUUCACGAAAUCCCCGUGCAAGUAUUAGCGUGCCAGAACUUGAUGCUUUCGGCAUACUCCCAGGCAGGGAGACUGUACGAGGCAAAGGAGGUGUACGACGCAAUGCCGUACUGGGAUACAGUCUCCUGUAAUGCGCUGGUCACGGCAUAUGCCCGAAAUGGGGAUCUAGAAGAUGCCAAAGGAAUCUUUGAUGCUAUGCCUCAACGAGACAUAGUGACAUGGAAUGCGCUCCUGACGGAAUAUGCGCAGGGUGGCCACGCGGAAGAAGCAGAGUGGCUUUUCCAGAAAAUGCCGUACAAGGACGUGGUGUCUUGGAACUCUAUGCUGGUAGUAAAUGCCAAUAGAGGAAAUCUGGAAUAUCUCAAGUGGAUGUUUGACGAGAUGCCAUUCUGGGCAGUGGUGACGUGGAAUGUGCUGCUUGCGGGAUAUUCCCGCAACGGGUCUCUUGAGAACGCGGAGGUUCUGUUCCACAAGAUGCCCCAACGCGACACAGUGUCAUGGAACGUGAUACUUUCGGCAUAUGCCCAAGCCGGGAAUAUCCUGUAUUCACGGAACCUGUUUGACCGGAUGCCCUCUCGAGAUAUCGUGUCUUGGAGCGCAAUGCUCGGGGCUUAUGCCUUGAUUCGUUGCAGCCAAGAGGUGAUCAACCUCUUUAACGAUCUUAAGUCAACACGGUUUCCAGAUGAGAUUUGCUGCUUGUCGGUGUUGAUGGCGUGCACUCACAAAGGCAAAGUUCACGAGGCAAGGUCUUGCAUGGUGUCAAUGGCGAUGGAUUUCGAGCUCAAGCCACUCAAGCAGCACUACUGCUGCAUGGUCGACCUCUUGAGCCGGAGUGGAUUCGUGGACGAUGCGGAGGAACUCGUGGAGAGGAUGCCAUUCCAGCCGGAUCUUUUAGAGUGGACUUGCGUGCUUGGUGCUUGUAGAAGUCAAAGCAAUCUCAUCACACGGGCAAAUCGUGCGGCCGAGGAAGUUGCGAGUUGUGAUCCAAGGGCUGCCACAGCAUAUGAUCUCCUUGCAAACGCGUACUCCAUGAGAUGA